AUGAUGCUGGAAGCAUGGACAUUCAAGUUUCCAGUACCGCAAAGAUACCGCAAUAUCAUCGCUUUCAUCGUCAACUAUUUAGAAAAGGAAGACUGUCACGCCCGGUUUGAGAAACGGCCCAUACUCAAUCAUGUCAAUGGAAAUGACCAAUACCGCCCCUUCCUCGGGGUACCGCUCCUCCCCGAGUCGAUCAAUGCCGGCUCUGUCAAAAUCCCUCUCCAUCGCUUGAGAGAGCUGUUUCCCGAUAUCCAGCGCUUCACUGCUAUGGCCAUCAUCCUUGCCUACCAUCCGGAUAGCCCAACCGAGCUUAGAGUCUUGUUGAUCAAACGAAACGGCAAAAAUAGCUCAUGGGGCAACAUCUGGGAGCCGGCGGGAGGUGGUCCGGGCGACGAGGACCGGACCAUACUGGAUUCGGCGGCCCGGGAAAGCGAAGAGGAGACAAAUAUCUGGCCGUCGAGAUUCGCCGGGAUGGCUCUCACAUGUGCUUUCUACCACACGGACAGAAAGACUGGCAACCUGGUUGUCAUGCGAACGCUCGGAUUCAUCAUCAACCACAACGAAGAGAUAAUGGCGCAGAGAAUCUGGUCCCACGAGAUGCAGCAGUCAAUUGGUCAAAGUUCCGUCCAGAUCAGUGAGGAGCAUCUCGAUCAUUGUUGGUUCACUGAGGAGGAAGUCCGGAGUGCUGCUUUGUCUGAAGAGGCUGUUCCGCAGCAAGGACCAUUUACUAUGCUUCGGGCCAAAAGGGACAUGGUUUUGCUUGCGUUUGAAUUAUUCAGGCGAAACAAACGCCAGGAGUGGCCCCCGUCGAUUAAGACCGUUCUAUCGUGA
This is a messenger RNA of Penicillium diatomitis, 828 nucleotides long. Its product is annotated as NUDIX hydrolase. The coding region runs from base 1 to 828 and encodes 275 amino acids. Lineage: Eukaryota; Fungi; Ascomycota; Eurotiomycetes; Eurotiales; Aspergillaceae. The record is from RefSeq and is a predicted model, not a curated record. The transcript has 2 exons.